GAUCGACUCUUCCUCCUCAAAAUCCUCGAUUCUUCUGCCUCUCUCCGUCUGUGUCUAUUAUUGUUCGAAUUGCUGCUCCUCGUCUCCGUCACCCGGCGGCGAUCUCCGUCAGGUCGCCGUUAUAACGGCGUGAGAGGACGGACUCUGGUCACCUUCCCCCCCCGGACUCUUAUUCUAGCUUGUUUUCCCCUCCACAUUUCCGAAGGGUUGGGAUGACCAGCCACGCCCGUGGCCCUGGGACGCUUGGCGCGCUGAGGAAGCGGAAGGAGCGCGACGCGUCCGGCCCUGCCCGUCCCCAGCUGGCGAGCUCGGCUGAGCCGGCUAAGGACGACAACCGGCUCCUGGCCGGCUACCUGGCGCACGAGUUCCUCACGAGGGGAACGCUGCUCGGGAAGAGGCUCGGGCCGGACCGGGCCGACCCCGGAAAGAGGCCACCUGAGUCGGGCCCGGCCGAGCCGGUGGGGACGUACAAGGAGGCCUCGUAUUUGUUGAUGCGGGGCGGGGCCCACGUGCCUGGCGUGGUCAACCCCACGGAACUGGCUCGGUGGCUCCAGAUGUGACAAGGAAGGACACGUGGAGAUCAUCCCGUGGGGACGGACUGCAUGUCAUCGUCCUCGAGCCGGUAAGUGAUAAGAAUUUGCCGAUGAAGGACGACGUUCGACUGUUUCCAUCUCGUUUGGGUUCGUCGGUGUCUACUUUCUCGGUGAUGUUUCAUUGGAAAUGGCAGGAUUGUUAGUCCAUGUAUUCCUUCUCUCUUUUCUGUGUUUGCUCGCAUUGAUUUGCCUCGGAAUGAUGGAAACCCUAUUCUCUC
Musa acuminata AAA Group (dessert banana) is the source of this 811-nucleotide messenger RNA. RefSeq lists its product as uncharacterized. The coding region runs from base 213 to 560 and encodes 115 amino acids. The record is from RefSeq and is a predicted model, not a curated record. The transcript has 2 exons. NCBI's taxonomy places the organism in Eukaryota, Viridiplantae, Streptophyta, Magnoliopsida, Zingiberales, Musaceae.